This is a messenger RNA of Lepisosteus oculatus (spotted gar), 588 nucleotides long. NCBI's taxonomy places the organism in Eukaryota, Metazoa, Chordata, Actinopteri, Semionotiformes, Lepisosteidae. The record is from RefSeq and is a predicted model, not a curated record.
AAGAGGUUCAGGAGAUACACUGAGAGAGAGAGAGAGAGCACCUCUGCAGAUCGCUCUCCUGCUUGAAGAAGUGCAACAGUCUUCAUUCCUCUCUCUCCCACAGAGGACAUCAGCACAAACGGCCCUUCUUGACUCUGGAUCCGAGACCACAGCAUGUCGGAGUUUGAGGUGAAGAACAUGGAGCUGAGGCCUGGGGACAAGCUGAAGAUCAAGGGGAAGAUACUGGAGGAUGCAGAGAGGUUCCAGAUUGACCUGGGGCGUGGUCCAGAGGACCUGGCCCUGCACUUUAACCCCCGUUUCCAUGACGGCGCGGACGGCGAGGUCAUCGUGUGCAACUCGAAGCGCGAGGGCAGCUGGGGCUCGGAGCAGAGGGACCGGACUUUCCCCUUUCAGAGGGGGGCGGAGGUCAAGCUGACCGUGAAGGUGACGGGGCAGGGGUUCGAGGUGGAGCUGCCGGACGGUCGGGAGCUGUUUUUCCCUGACCACCUGGGACUGGACACGCUGACCUACAUCAGGGUCAGAGGUCACUUCAAGGUCACCUCCUUCAAGUUCAGCUGAGCUGCUCAAUAAACUGCUGCUGAGAGUCAG